Xyrauchen texanus (razorback sucker) is the source of this 2597-nucleotide messenger RNA. RefSeq names its product G-protein coupled receptor 4-like. Gene Ontology annotation, cellular component: membrane. Bases 243 to 1250 code for a protein of 335 amino acids. Gene Ontology annotation, biological process: G1/S transition of mitotic cell cycle; negative regulation of G2/M transition of mitotic cell cycle; G protein-coupled receptor signaling pathway. NCBI's taxonomy places the organism in Eukaryota, Metazoa, Chordata, Actinopteri, Cypriniformes, Catostomidae. The transcript has 2 exons. The record is from RefSeq and is a predicted model, not a curated record. Gene Ontology annotation, molecular function: G protein-coupled receptor activity.
UCGAACCGGCUCUCAGGGGGUCACAUUUGAUCAUCUCCGGACAGGAAGCUUUGUUGAAGUGCAUGACAAUCUUUUUCAUCUAAAAACUCAGCUGUGUACUUUUCUCAGAGGUCACAUGGGACUGGAGCUAGACUAGAGCAAAAACAGAGCUGAGGCUGUAUUGUUAGACUGCUGGGAUUGUGUGGACACCCUUUCUCCUGUUGGAGCUGGGAUUAGAAGAUUUUAGCAUUCAUUGUUUUCAAAUGCAGAUUAUGAUAAACACAACACUCAUGGCAAACAAUGCAUCAUGUGUAACUACGACCCAAACUUCAAAUCAACUGCUGAUGUCCAUAUACAUUAUUGCAUUCAUCCUGGGCCUGCUGUUCAACCUGGUCACCAUUGGUCCUAUUAUCCAGCAAAUCCGCAAAAAAAAUUGUGUAGGGAUCUACCUACUUGGCCUGUCCAUCUCUGAUCUCCUAUACAUUCUCACCAUGCCUCUGUGGAUCCAUUAUUUUAGCAACAACCACAAAUGGACACUCAAGCAGGAACUAUGUAGCCUCGCUGGCUUCUUUUACUAUUCAAACCUUUACAUCAGCAUCUAUCUCCUCUGCUGGAUCUCCAUUGAUCGCUGCCUGGCCAUCACCUUCCCACUGCGAGUCCAAGCCUUCCGCCGUCAGCGGUAUGCCUGGAUUAUCUGCGGGUUGGUCUAUGUUUUUGUGAUGCUCUUGCACUGUCUGGUUCUAGUCAAGGAAAAGGUGCCAGAUCCACUGAACAAUGAGAGGUGCUACGAGACCUUUCCCAUGACCUUCCCCAUCGCCCUUUUUAACCUGAUACGGGUAGCCUUUGGUUUCCUUUUGCCACUUGUGGUCAUCACAGUCUGCUACUAUUUGAUCCCAAACAAGGUGCAGCAAAGCAGAGGAGUGGACGAACAGGUUAAGCGCAAAGUUAGGCUUCUGUCUAUUGGAGUUAUUGGGAUUUUCUCUAUUUGCUUUGCCCCAUACCAUAUUCUCCUGCUGCUACGAUCCAUCGUCUUCUUCUCUCUAGGGGAUCAAAAUAGCUGCUCAUUUGAACAAGCAAUAAAUUUACCAUUUACAUGCUCCCUAGCCCUGUCCAGCCUUAAUAGUGUGGUAGACCCAGUGGUCUAUGUGUUGGCCAGUAAUGGAGUGAGGGAGGACAUGCGUUGGUAUUGUUGGAAAAGCAGGCCAAGACAGGAAACAGGAAGCCCACUUGUUGAUGCAAAAUGUAAGACCAAAGUUAUCAGUUUGUCUUAAGGCCAACCACAGGUUUUAGAAAUUGUGGGGGAAUUCACUAAGAUUGAAUUGUGCCUACCAAGAGGGUGAUUUAUUGGCAUAUGCUUUCUGCAUUGUUUUAGCACCUGAUUCACAAACAGACCCCAAAAUUUGGCGCUGAGCGCAAUUUGCACAGCACAAGUCCUAAUCUUUCAGGCUGGUUCUGAGUGCUCAGUUAUAGAGGAUGCAGCAGACUAUUGCAAUCUACUGUGUUUACCGGGACUGUACAGCAAUUAGGGUUGGCGACUUUUUCCCACACAAAUACAGGACAUUUGAGCACAGAUGGAUUAGUAAUCUGGCAUACCGGCAUUUUCCUGGUGGGUCGACGCACUUUAGGGCUGAUCAGGGCAGGCUGGCCAUCGGGAGAACCGGAACAACGCUGAAAUUAGCCAAAAAAAGCUGAAAUUCUGCAGAACGGGCCACAAAACUGUGCGACAACAUGCAGAAGGGGGCAGCGAUAUGCAGAAAAGGACAGUCCACAAUACUGGAGAAUAGGUGUCUUUAUUUCAGCCAAAAUACGGAACAUUACAUUAAUGUCGGACAGUUGACAACCAUAACAGCAUCACAAUCCACAAGGCACCUCAAUUGACUCUUUAAAAUUUAAAAAAAUGUGCUUGACUACACUGUGCAUCUGGAUAUAUGGUCUCUCUUCUUCAUAACUUUUAUCACAAUUAAUGCUGCCAUCAUAACUAGAAAAUGUAUACAAACAUUUAUUUUUAAUGACAUUCCAUUUACGACAUGCUUUCUGUGGGUGGAAACAGCAAAAUAUUGUUGCAGGCAAAUAGCACUGAGUUUUGUGAACAAGAUGCAUUCUACAAUGAGCCAACUUUGCAUAUAAAGGAGGUGUGUUUGCACUGAAAAGAAUGACAAUGACUUAAUUUACACUAUUUCAGCCCGUUUAGCACUUGGUUAAACUGGAUUGUUGUUAGUUGGUGGAUAAGAUGCUAGUUUUUGUGCUGGAGGUAAAAGUGUCGCAAUUAUUUAGUCAUUGAUGUGUGCAGAUUUGUGUACUCAACUCCAUUUUGUCCAUUUUUAUAUAAAAAAGCUUGCAAAAAUAAAUAAAUAAAUUGCAUUAUUGUUUUUUUAAAUUGAGAUGAGGGAUAUGUCACUGUGUCCUUGCAAGCAUCAAGAGGAUGUUUACAAAAUGUACUUUCUCUGAGGGACCCUUGAAUCACUUGAACGUUCUGUGUAAGAGCCGUACUCAGCGUACUAAGCGUUGUUAUUGUGGGUAAAAGCUUUACUUGUUUGACCUUUUUAAUUCACAGACUACUCCCUGUAACUUACUGUAAAAAACAGAUUGAAUCAUUAAAGAAGAUUUCAUCUAUCUGU